Trypanosoma cruzi is the source of this 766-nucleotide messenger RNA. Its product is annotated as protein kinase, putative. The transcript has a single exon. NCBI's taxonomy places the organism in Eukaryota, Euglenozoa, Kinetoplastea, Trypanosomatida, Trypanosomatidae. Gene Ontology annotation, biological process: regulation of mRNA processing; spliceosomal complex assembly; protein phosphorylation. The record is from RefSeq and is a predicted model, not a curated record. Gene Ontology annotation, molecular function: ATP binding; protein kinase activity. The annotation marks the transcript as partial.
CGUGAUUGAGACAUUUUGCCGACGCAACAAGGACCGCUCAGCGAUGGUGCCAUACGAAACCGUACGGGAUGCUAUCUCACAAGGGGAUCCAAACCAUCUUGUUUGUCUCGCGGAUUUUGGUCUCUCCGUUGCUUUGAAACCGCCCAAUGGAUGGGAUAAUUCGAAUGAGUCAAGUGAAUCUAAGUUGUUGUUGAAGAGUCUAAUCGGAAAGAAAAGAGAGUUCCCUGUAGAAAAACCAGGUACCGUCACAAAUCUGCGGGGUACAAUGGUUCAAACUCGUGAAUAUCGUGCCCCUGAGAUUAUCAUUGGUUUAGAUUUUAACACACGCACCGAUUUAUGGAGCGUUGGCUGUAUGGUGUUUGAAAUUAUUACUGGUGACUUUCUUAUGGAUCCAAAGCGUCGCACAAAGAACGAGCGUAUGAUGGACGUUGAGCACCUGGCAAUGAUGAUGCAACUACUUGGGCCUAUUCCUGAUGAGAUCAUUCGUCUUCGUACACGACGAGAUCCAAAACGUCCUCCGCCACGUUAUAUUCAUCGUUAUUUUAACGAGAGUGGUCGGUUCAUUUACUCCGAGAAGUAUCGGCUUUACCCGCGACGACAUCUAGAUAGGGAAUUAGAAACAUUUCUGCCUACGGCUGAAGCUCAAGGGGCUGCCGAUUUCAUUAUGCAUUGCUUGUCGUCAUACGAUCCGUCAAGGCGCCCAGCCGUGCAUGAUAUGUUGGCCCAUCAGUGGCUGUCGGAUGUCAUGGGGCAGCGGAAGUGUUGA